AUGACACGCUCCUGGGCUCCGCUGGCCAACAAUGAGGCCGAGACUCGACCACGGCCGCGCGCCCUCGUCGUCCUCAACCAACCGUUCUCGAUCGGCCUGCUCGACCGCCUCUGGUCAUCUGCCCAAUGGCGAUGUUGUGCCGACGGCGGCGCCAACCGCCUCCAUGACCUCCUUCUCCGCUCUGCUCCCGCCGCCCGACGCAGGUACAUCCCCGAUCUCGUCAAAGGCGACUUCGACUCGCUCCGGGACGACGUCAAGGCGUACUACACGUCGCAGGGCGCGAGCGUCGUUCACGAUGAAGACCAGUACUCGACGGAUCUCAUGAAAUGCGUGCAUGCCCUAGAAGAGAAGGAGAAGAGCGAAGGCGUCCAGGUCCCAGUCGUUCAGUACGAGCUCAUCCUCCUCGGCGGGCUCUCCGGCCGCCUCGACCAAACCGUACACACCCUACAUUACCUUCACAAAAUGCGCAAGUCCCGCGACACGGUGUACGCUUUCACGGACGAUAACGUCGGCUGGGUCCUCGACGAGGGCGACCACGAGAUACACGUAGACCAGACCCUCUUCGGCCCCACUUGCGGUCUACUCCCGGUCGGCAUAGAGACGACCACGCUCACGACGCGGGGAUUACGGUGGGACAUCGAGAACUGGGAAUCGUCGUUCGACACGCGCAUCUCGACCUCGAACCAGUUCGUCCCCGGACAGGACGUCGUCCGCGUCAGCACCACGCGCCCGAUCUGGUGGUGCAUGGAGAUCCGCGCGUCGGGGCUGUAG
Molecule: messenger RNA, 771 nt
Organism: Punctularia strigosozonata HHB-11173 SS5
Lineage: Eukaryota; Fungi; Basidiomycota; Agaricomycetes; Corticiales; Punctulariaceae
Product: thiamine pyrophosphokinase
Exons: 6
Coding region: 1-771 (256 amino acids)
Biological process (GO): thiamine metabolic process; thiamine diphosphate biosynthetic process
Molecular function (GO): thiamine diphosphokinase activity; thiamine binding; ATP binding
Source: RefSeq, a predicted model, not a curated record